This is a messenger RNA of Argentina anserina (silverweed cinquefoil), 1042 nucleotides long. RefSeq lists its product as uncharacterized. Gene Ontology annotation, cellular component: endoplasmic reticulum. The record is from RefSeq and is a predicted model, not a curated record. Gene Ontology annotation, biological process: ubiquitin-dependent protein catabolic process. The transcript has 2 exons. NCBI's taxonomy places the organism in Eukaryota, Viridiplantae, Streptophyta, Magnoliopsida, Rosales, Rosaceae. The coding region runs from base 196 to 927 and encodes 243 amino acids. Gene Ontology annotation, molecular function: metal ion binding; ubiquitin protein ligase activity; ubiquitin-like protein conjugating enzyme binding.
AAAAAUACAAAGGAGAGGGGAAACUCCUGAGAUCUCCAAGCGCGUCAACAUUAGCUUCGCAUCUUCCCCCAAACCCAAACCCCAAAGUUUCCUACAUCUCUCCGUCAACCCUUCUCGUUUUGACUACGCUUCCAUUCCCAUCCACUCCUUCUUCCUCGUCUUCUUCCUCUAUGUAAAGAGGCUUGUCCUCCAGGUAUGGCAAGUGGUUUUGGGGAUUCUGCGAGUAGGCCGUCGCAAUCACAAGGGCCUUCAUUCCCCAGCAGUAACAAUAGUAACGGGGAUGCUGGUAAUUUCGAAUGCAAUAUCUGCUUCGAUUUGGCCCAAGACCCCAUUGUUACCUUAUGCGGCCAUCUUUUCUGCUGGCCGUGCCUUUACAAAUGGCUCCACAUUCACUCCCAUUCUCAGGAGUGUCCUGUUUGCAAAGCUCUUGUGAAGGAGGAGAAUUUGGUUCCCUUGUAUGGUAGGGGAAAGACAUCUACUGACCCUAGAUCGAAGUCAAUUCCUGGAGUUGACAUUCCGAAUCGUCCAGCAGGACAAAGACCUGAAACAGCUGCUCCCCCAGAGCAAAAUCAUUUCGCUCAACGUGGAUUUGGAUUCAUGGGAGGCUUGGGAGGUUUGGGAGGGUAUGCUCCACCAAUUGCAACCACGACAAGGUUUGGGAAUUUCACCUUCUCUGCAGCUUUUGGUGGCCUUUUCCCGUCUCUGCUCAAUUUUCAGUUGCAUGGGUUCCCUGAUGCUCCUAUGUAUGGUGCAACUGCCGGAUUUCCGCAUGGGUUUCAUAAUACAUUUCAUGGCCACCAUGGACAUAGAUACAAUUUCCGUCCUGGUCCUCGUGUUGGUCGUCCUGCUGUAGUUCAAGAUUAUUACCUGAAGAUGUUGAUUAUGUUUGUUGUAGCUUGUGUUCUUAUGGCUCUUUUGUGGCAAUAGAUUGAAUAUCCAUUUAAACAGCACGCUUAGGGUGCUUGUAUAUGUGAUAGUUUAUAUCUACUGUUUCUGACAAUGAGGGAAUUGUUCAUAUUUUACCAUGUUCUGUUAUGUCGUA